AUGAAGAUGUUCCAUUUAAUAUUAUUAAUCAGUUGUUUUUAUCUUGGUAGAGCCCUAGAUUGUGGCGGAAAUCAAAUUUCAAAUACUAUCGUUGUUGAUCAACAAGGAAAAGGAUCAUUUGUAACGGUUCAAGCUGCCAUUGAUUCUAUAAAGAAUCAAAAUGAAAUACCUAAGGAAAAGCCAUGUAUUAUUUUAAAAGGAUCAGGAAGCAACACCACAACCAUUACUUAUUACGAUUCAUUUCAUAAUAAGGGUACAUCUUUGAGUGCUACAUUCAUUUCAUCUCCACCUAAUAUUGUUGUGAGUGGCAUUACAUUCAAGAACACAUUUGGAACGGAUGGACCUGCAGUUGCAGCUAAUUUUUAUGGUGAUAAAUCUGCUAUCUUCGAUUCUAGUUUCAUGGGUUAUCAAGAUACAUUACUUAUAUCACUAGGACGCUCUUACUUUAAAAAUUGUUAUAUUGAAGGAGAAGUUGAUUUUAUUUUUGGUUCAGGCCAAACUUAUUUUGAGAAUAGUUUGAUAAAUGCCACACAACGACACAAAAGACCACCUGGUUAUGUGACAGCACACAGAAGAAAUUCACCAAAUGAUCCAAAUGGUUUUGUUUUUAGAGGAGGGUCCCUUGUUGGAACAGGUAAAGUACAUCUUGGAAGACCUUGGGGCGUUUAUGCAAGAGUUAUAUUUUGGGAAACAUACUUUUCUUCAGUGGUAGCUCCUCGAGGAUGGAAUAUUUGGGAUUUAAAACAUGGACAAGAAUUAAAUGUCGUCUUCGCAGAAGUUAAUUGUACAGGACCAGGUUCUAAUACUAAGAACCGUGUCAGGUGGGAGAAGAAGCCAAGUUACUUAAACAUGAAUGAUUAUACUUUAUCAUCUUUCGUAAAUUAUGAUGGAUGGCUUGAUCAAAUACCAUCUAUAAUGUAG
Messenger RNA from Cicer arietinum (chickpea), 921 nucleotides. Its product is annotated as probable pectinesterase 66. Gene Ontology annotation, biological process: cell wall modification; pectin catabolic process. Gene Ontology annotation, molecular function: pectinesterase activity. The record is from RefSeq and is a predicted model, not a curated record. Lineage: Eukaryota; Viridiplantae; Streptophyta; Magnoliopsida; Fabales; Fabaceae.